AUGGAAACCUGCGCAAUGUUUAUUUAUACUGGAGGUUACUGGGUUACUACACAAAAUUCUCUCCAAACAUCCCCCUCGAUUUUUCUCUCAAUCGAAUUCAUACAACAAUUUUGCCACUACGAGACGUUGAAACAUUCCGUUAGCCUUCCAGUCGUCGUUUCCAUCACAAUCUCGACGAAACUAUCAACCGCGCUUUUAUGUCUGUUGCCUGUCAGGUGUACAACAUAAUUUUUGUCUUCGAUUAAAAAGUGAAAGAAGGGAAGAAGAAAAAAAAAAAUUAUUUGCUUUGGAAAUUAUGAUUUUAUAUCAUUCGGUCUUAAUUCGAAUGGUGUGAAGUUGUGGUGUGUGGUGCAAGUUACAAGGAGAAAGGUCUGUUUGUCUUGGGAAAAGAAGGGAAAAAAAAUGUGUUAAUUAAAUGUGAACAGAAAGAAGUUAAGAGAAUUUGUUUUGAUUGAGUGGCAACUUUUUUUUUCUGUUGAUUUGGGUCAGCCAGGAGUAUAAUUUUUUCAGAAUGAACAGCAACGCAUUUGAUGUCAAAACAGUGAGAUUGUUAAUUUGGUUCCUGAUAACGGCUAACAGUAAAUGGCAAAAUCAUGCUUUCAUGAAUACCCACUACAAUGACAUGUACUACUCCUGCCCUUUGAAUUCGUUGUGUCAGUGUGCAAACCUGCCAAACGAAACAUAUUUGCAUAAAAUAAGUUGCAACGAGGUUUCGCUCUAUAAAUUUCCGGAAUUUAUUUACAGCACCGUCAAACAUGUAGAUAUUCAAAACAAUCAUAUUCAGACUGUGGAUGAUGAAACGUUUCAAGGAUUGCGGCUGGAAUCACUUAAAAUAACUGCAAACAAAAUACAUCACAUGUCGGAUAGAAGUUUAAGUUCUAUGGCACAUUCAUUGGUAUCAUUAGACAUAUCUGGAAAUGAAUUUCAACAACUUCCGUUACCAGCUAUAAGAAACACUCAUACAUUAACCAGAUUAAAUGCGCAAAGUAAUCAAAUCCAAAGUUUGAAUGGCGAUUGGGGAAAUAUGGUCGAUACACUGCGAACGCUACAUCUAUCAAAUAAUUCAUUAUUUGACUUACAACACGCAAAUGAUAACAUCGACAUACAAUCGAUUAAUGCAACGACGUCUAUGCCAAUAAAAAGUUUUUCAAAACUUCGGAAACUCGUCUGGCUGGAUUUGAGCAAAAACCGUAUCAAUCACAUCGGUCCAAACUACCUACCAAGACUGCUGGUAACACUUGAUUUAUCGAGAAAUAUUUUUUCCACAAUAUCGACGAGUAUGUUUGAGCAUUUACAUGAUUUGAAAAUACUCUCCAUGAAGGAUAAUUUAAUUUCCAAAGUUACUGGCAUCGAACUCAAAAAUAAAUUACGUUUGGAAAAGUUUGAUUUGAGCUUAAACAAUAUCGACGAAUUACCAGCGAAUUUAUUUAAUGGCAGCAUACACUGUAAAGCCAUUAAUUUCGAUAAAAAUUUCAUUUCAUUUUUGCCGGAUAACGUUUUUAUGGGACUCGGAACGGUGCACAUGGUAUUAGCAUGGAAUUAUAUCCAUACCAUUGACGAGAACGCAUUUGCGGGUCUCGAGAAUACACUGGAGUAUUUAGAUUUGGAACGAAAUAAACUGACUGUAAUACCCACAUCAUUGCUAACAUUGGAAAAGAUUCGAUAUCUCUACUUAACAUCGAAUACCUUAUCGACCAUUGAAUCGUUGCCGAAUACACUUCGCGUGCUUUCACUGGCUGGAAAUAAUUUCACCCAUAUACCGUUACAUUGCCUACAAUCGUGCACGGAUCUUACCUAUUUGAAUAUGGGCUACAAUAAAAUUGUGGAAAUUCAAGAGAAUGGAUUCAUUGACUGGGGCAACCACUUACAAACAUUACUUUUACGAAAUAAUAAAAUUACACGCUUGAAUUAUGGCACAUUUAAUGGACUCGACUCAAUUAAAGAAAUAAGUUUAAGUUUUAACGACAUUCAUUACGUUCAUCCGAUGGUCUUUGAGAACAUAUCCAAAACGCUGAAAAUAUUGGAAUUAUCAUUUGGUGUGUAUCGCGAAGAUUUCCCCAUAGAACAGUUAAAAUGUUUAACCGAAUUGAUAUGGCUGGGGUUGGAUAAUAAUAAUCUAAAAUUUAUAUCGGACGAAUCCCUAAUAACCAUGAAGGAAUUAACGUACAUAAAUUUAUCAUUCAAUCGGAUAAUGAUACUGCCACGUAACAUUUUUAUUACAGACGUUCAUAAAAGUCUAAUGGAUGUGGAUUUAUCGCACAAUCAGAUAUCCGUUAUUUAUCCGUAUACUUUUGACACUUUGACAAAUUUGCAAUUUGUGAAUUUAGCGUUUAAUCGCAUUAAAGAAUUGGAGAAGCAUUCGUUCAACAAUUUGCCAUAUUUACAGUACAUCGAUUUGGCAUACAAUAAUUUGAAGAAUGUCACGGAAAGUGCUCUUACAUUCUUGCCAUCACUGUUGCACUUGGAUUUGAUGUUCAAUAAUAUGGAACAUUUUACGAUGAAACUGUUCAAGCAUGUUUCAAACGAAUCGUUGCCGCUAACGUUAAACAUCAGCAACAAUCGUCUAUCACACAUUGAUGGUGAGAUAAGCUCAUUCCUGUACAUCGGUUGUAUCGAUGCCAGCAAUAAUUUGCUCACCGACACACAAUCAUUCAAAAACCUUGGAUACGCUCUACGGAUUCUGUAUCUGAGCGGUAACAACAUAACGAAUCUAACGAAUCAUGCUUUCGGCGAUCUGGACGUGCUCGAAGUACUGGACCUGUCCGACAAUAAAAUAUCGAUUCUGCGGCGUCGCAGUUUCUACGGCCUGUCCAAUUUGCAGGAAUUGAAAUUGAAUAACAACGAAAUCGAGCAGCUGCAAGUGGAACAAUUUUCCAAUCUGAGAAAGCUGCGAAUAUUGGACCUGAGCCACAAUAAAUUGAAAGCACUGCCACGCGAGGUGUUUCUCAAUACACGACUGGAAUACCUCAAUGUUGCCAAUAAUCAAUUGGGUAUAUGGCCGGUGGCCUUUUCGGAUGUUGGUUUCACGCUGCGAAACAUUCAAUUCAACGGAAACCAAUUGGAAUAUCUCGACUCGACGAUGUUCAUCAAUACACAAUUCAUUUUCGAAUUGAAUCUAUCCAAGAAUAAAUUAACCAUUUUACCCGACAACACGUUUACCUUUCUAAACAACCUGACCGACCUCGAUUUAAGUUACAAUACGAUAGUUACCACCAACCUCAAAGAAAUACUCAAUCACACACCACGAAUACGAAAGUUGAAUUUGAAUGGAAUGGGACUGUACAGUAUGCCAAACGUAGCAGCGGCUCUGAACUAUUUAACCGAAUUAGAUUUAAGCAUGAACUAUUUGCAAGACAUAAGUCCAUUAAAUAAAUUGAAAUUUUUGAGAGUUCUACGAAUUGCACAAAAUAAAUUAACAAAUUUAACAAACUUUGGAGAUCGACUGCCGCUAUCGUUGAGAGUGUUGGAUAUUUCAUGGAAUCCGAUAAAGAAAACUCAGUUGCACGAUUUCGUGCAAAUUCGAUAUUUGGAGGAAUUGUACAUGGAAAAUGUAAAAGUUACCAAUUCACUGUUCCUAUCCAAAUUGCAUAAUCUGAAAGUUUUACGAAUCCAUUCAUCGUUCAAUUUGGGUGAUGUAAUCGUACGGUUAACUGGCCUACAAAAACUCUACAUCGUAAUGAACGAAUCGACAUUGGACGAUAAUUUUCUGGUUAAAUUAAUAAAUCACACCAAAAUCAAUUUGCUCGAAAUAACUGGGAAUCGAUUGACAACAAUAACGCCGAAUGCAUUUCACGGAUUAUCGCAUAAUCAGAAGCUGCAUCUUCGCAUAACAAAUACACAAAUCGCCGAAUUUCCACCGGAAAUAUUUUAUACGCUGAAAAAUAUACCACAUUUGAGCAUCGAUUUAUCGUUUAAUCGAAUUUCGUCAUUAUCACCAGACAGCUUUUAUCCGACCGUUUCCAUUUGGGACGCGGUGGGUACACGUAGCAUUAUUGGCGGACUGGAUUUGCAUGGUAAUGCAUUGCAAUGCGAUUGUGGACUGGUUUGGUUGGGACAUUGGCUGAGACGAUGGUUGCGAGAGACAGCACAGAUGAAUGUUAUUUCGAGAGACGAAUUGAAGAGAAUGCUGUUGCGUGCGAGGAAAAAUACAUGCAUUGACCAGCUAACAGGCAACGAGCUGCCAUUUUUGGAAAUAUUUCCCGAGGACCUAUUAUGUCAUGCGAGCGCUUUAAGCAGCUUAGCAGUCAAUCAACGUGUAUCGACAAGUUCCAUAUGUAUAACAAUUAUUUUGAUAAAAUUCGUUUUAGUUUUGUUUUAAAUAAUUUAUGUAUAGUGUUGGUUUUACAGUGGUUGGUAUAUUAUAUAGUCGUAUAUGGAUACGUACGACUCGUAAGUAGUAUUUUGUGAUUUGAAUAUAUAUUUGGUUUUUGUUAUUGACGGAAUGCGCAAAUUUACUUUAACCAAUUCUUCCAAUUUAUGAGAACAAUUAGACAAGCAAGUU
Bradysia coprophila is the source of this 4501-nucleotide messenger RNA. RefSeq lists its product as uncharacterized. NCBI's taxonomy places the organism in Eukaryota, Metazoa, Arthropoda, Insecta, Diptera, Sciaridae. The record is from RefSeq and is a predicted model, not a curated record. Gene Ontology annotation, molecular function: protein binding.